UUCAGAGGUCCAGGACUGUUGCUGGGGAUGGAGUUGGAGAAUGGCACUGUGAUGACUGAAUUCAUCCUCUUGGGAUUUAGUGACCAUCCAGAACUCCAGAGUGUGCUUUUUGCUGUGUUUUUCUCCAUCUACUCUGUUACCCUGAUGGGAAACCUCGGGAUGAUCUUAUUGAUCAGCAUCAGUUCCAGCUUGCACACCCCCAUGUACUUUUUCCUCUGUGUAUUGUCCUUCAUAGACGCUUGCUACUCUUCUGUCAUUGCCCCCAAAUUACUUGUGGACCUGGUUUCCAGCGAGAAGACCAUUUCCUACAGUGGCUGUGCAGCUCAGUUAUAUUUCUUCUGCUCUCUGGUGGACACAGAAUCCUUCCUCUUGGCCGCCAUGGCUUAUGACCGCUACAGAGCCAUCUGCACCCCCCUGCUUUAUACCGCUAUUAUGUCCAAGAGGAUUUGCUGUCAGCUUGUAUUUGGGGCCUUUUUGGGAGGUACCGUGAGCUCUAUCAUCCACACGACUAACACUUUCCAUUUGACUUUCUGUGCCAAAGAGAUUAACCAUUUCUUCUGUGACAUCUCCCCCCUCUUCUCUCUGUCCUGCACUGAUACUUAUGUGCAUGAUGUUGUGCUGGUGGUUUUUGCUAGUGUGGUGGAAGCUAUCUGCCUUCUGACUGUUCUCCUCUCUUAUAUCUGCAUUAUAGCAGCUAUUCUUAAAACAGGCUCUGCUGAGGGGAGAAGGAAAGGGUUCUCCACAUGUGCUUCCCACCUGACUGUGGUCACCAUUUAUCAUGGCACCCUCAUCUUUAUUUAUUUGCGCCCUAACACCUAUCAUGGAGUGAUGAAUGCUGGUCCCAAUGUGUUGGCAGCUGUACUGUGGAACAUUAACCCGCCAAUAAAAUGGAAAAAUUGA
This is a messenger RNA of Erinaceus europaeus (western European hedgehog), 900 nucleotides long. RefSeq names its product olfactory receptor 5I1-like. Gene Ontology annotation, cellular component: membrane. The transcript has 2 exons. The record is from RefSeq and is a predicted model, not a curated record. NCBI's taxonomy places the organism in Eukaryota, Metazoa, Chordata, Mammalia, Eulipotyphla, Erinaceidae. The coding region runs from base 28 to 900 and encodes 290 amino acids. Gene Ontology annotation, biological process: sensory perception of smell; G protein-coupled receptor signaling pathway. Gene Ontology annotation, molecular function: odorant binding; G protein-coupled receptor activity; olfactory receptor activity.